Alnus glutinosa is the source of this 1488-nucleotide messenger RNA. Its product is annotated as 2-methyl-6-phytyl-1,4-hydroquinone methyltransferase, chloroplastic-like. Bases 192 to 1217 code for a protein of 341 amino acids. Gene Ontology annotation, biological process: methylation. The record is from RefSeq and is a predicted model, not a curated record. The transcript is spliced from 3 exons. Gene Ontology annotation, molecular function: 2-methyl-6-phytyl-1,4-benzoquinone methyltransferase activity. Lineage: Eukaryota; Viridiplantae; Streptophyta; Magnoliopsida; Fagales; Betulaceae.
UGAUGAUCAAAAAAAUCAAUGCCACCCACCCAUCCAUAUAACAUGUGGUGCUCGAGUGGGUGCUUGUCAAAACAUGCAGAAACGCCAAUGCCAUAAAUUGGCAAAUCCUUCCAUUUCUCUACUCUCUGUCUCGCGGCCCUUCUAUUAGACUGUUAGUUUUUGCUUGUGGGUUUUCUCUUUUCUGUCAUACAAUGGCUUCUUCAGUGCUCAGUGGAGCUGAAAAUCUGAAGCUCAUGAGUAGCAUCCGUCCGACUGGGUUUGGCCUUGUGAGGCCAGGUUUCCAGGUAAGGUGCUUGCCCAGGAAGGAUUUAGUGUCUUUUGGUAGGAAUUACAAGGCCAGAUCAACUUUAACGCCCAGAUGCAGUAUAUCAUCCUCAAGGCCUGCUUCUCAGCCAAGGUUCAUACAGCACAAACAAGAGGCAUUUUGGUUCUACAGGUUCUUGUCUAUAGUGUACGAUCAUAUCAUAAACCCUGGCCACUGGACCGAGGAUAUGCGUGACGACGCGCUUGAGCCUGCUGAUCUCUUUGAUCGGAGUUUGACAGUGGUAGAUGUAGGCGGCGGAACUGGUUUUACAACUCUUGGUAUAGUUAAGCAUGUGGAUGCCAAAAAUGUUACAAUUCUUGACCAGUCGCCCCACCAGCUUGCCAAGGCUAGGCAGAAGGAGCCCUUGAAGGAAUGCAAGAUAAUUGAAGGCGACGCGGAGGAGCUUCCAUUCCCAACUGAUUCUGUGGAUCGAUAUGUCUCCGCCGGAAGUAUUGAGUAUUGGCCGGAUCCACAGCGUGGUAUCAGGGAAGCAUACAGGGUACUAAAGAUAGGAGGGAAAGCCUGUCUUAUAGGUCCUGUGCACCCAACCUUUUGGUUGUCUCGUUUCUUUGCAGACGUGUGGAUGCUCUUCCCAAAGGAGGAAGAGUAUAUUGAAUGGUUUGAAAAGGCUGGUUUCAAAGAUGUGAAACUAAAAAGGAUUGGUCCAAAAUGGUACCGUGGUGUCCGUCGGCAUGGCUUGAUCAUGGGUUGCUCUGUAACAGGUGUGAAGCCCUUUUCCGGAGACUCCCCACUACAGCUUGGUCCAAAGGCAGAGGAUAUACAGAAGCCUGUGAAUCCACUUGGUUUCCUCCUCCGGUUCCUCGUUGGUGCAAUGGCUGCAACUUACUUUGUACUGGUUCCAAUUUACAUGUGGAUCAAAGAUCAAAUUGUUCCAAAAGGGGCGCCUAUCUAAAGUGGGUGGAAGCAAGGGGACAUUAUCAUCGUACUCCCAUUUCAUCUCCAAAAGACUAUAAAACAGCUUGCGAUGGUGAGUGUGGCCCUUCUCCGCUCAAGCUAACCCUGUUAAAGAAAGCCAGAUGAGACAUCAGGUGUGUUUGGUAAAGAGUUUUGUUGUAGUAUUUUUGUUUUGAGUAGUGUAAUAAAAUGUGCUUAAUGUGAUAUAACGAUGAAAUAAAAUAUGAACUUUUUGUAAGAGAAAAGUGAAGAAAAUUGUUUGGUAAUAA